Molecule: messenger RNA, 2408 nt
Organism: Harmonia axyridis
Lineage: Eukaryota; Metazoa; Arthropoda; Insecta; Coleoptera; Coccinellidae
Product: beta-1,4-galactosyltransferase 4
Exons: 5
Coding region: 469-1638 (389 amino acids)
Biological process (GO): carbohydrate metabolic process; glycosphingolipid biosynthetic process
Molecular function (GO): N-acetyl-beta-glucosaminyl-derivative 4-beta-N-acetylgalactosaminyltransferase activity
Source: RefSeq, a predicted model, not a curated record
CAUCUGCAAUCUUAUCUGUGAUCCGCGAUAUCCAUGUAUUGCAGCUGGGUUGUAUUGGUUUUUCUUUCUCGCCCUAGUUUUAAAGUGAAUUUUAAAGAAAAAUACCAUAUAAACUAGAAAAAUCACCCAAAUUUUCAAAAAAAAUUAAAUCAGUAAUACAUGAAUUCAGGUGUAUGUUAAGUAUACCUAUAAGGAACAAGUAUAUUAAAUGGAUAAGUGGGAUACUUGCAGUAGACUUUUUCAAAUAUUAAUAUACGAGUAGAAAAUGCAAAAUGGUUUCAUUUUUAGCAUAGCCAAACUUCUCUUCUAUAGUUUCGAAUUGAAAAAAUGUGAUAUUAAAUGAAUUCUCCUGUAGUUAUACUUAUAGAUAUCCUUGGUGGUAUACAAAUAAAUUUAAUCUAAACAAUCCAUCGUAAUCAAAAUAAAUAUGUCUAAGGAUUUACCUUUGAUUAGGAAGUAACAUUAACUAUGAAGGGGUACUUACUGAGUUGUACUCUAUACAAGGGGAUUUUUUCACUUAUUCUGAUACUUAUUGCUAUUGAGUACCUCUUUGGAUCAGUAUCUGAUUCUACGAAUUAUGUUUUUAAAUCAGCAACGCUUCAAAGAGAAAAUCCAAAUCAUCAUAGUCAACUUUAUCUUAAAGCUGGUUCCAAGAACAAAACUAAUACAAAUAAUACUGAAUUCACAAAUAGCACGAUGAACAUAUCAAGUGUGAAUGCUAGCAGCAUUGGAUUUUAUGCAAAGAACCUUAACAAUUUUACAUUAUCUUUUGAUUCAUCUAUAACUGAUUCAGUUUCAAACAGCACUAAAGUACUUAAUACAACUGAUUUACCAUUAUGUCCUGAUGAUCCUCCAAAUUUAGUGGGAGCAAUUCCUGUUAAAAAGUUUCCAGUUCCUACAAUUGAACAACUUGAAUCUCGUUUUUCAUGGCUAAAACCAGGGGGCCACUAUGCCCCUGAAUCUUGUAAAGUAAUAAAAAAAGUAGCUAUUGUGAUACCUUUCCGUUGUCGAGGUGAGCACCUUUUGCUUUUUCUUCAACAUAUGCACCCGUUCUUGAAGAAACAACAGCUGGACUACACGAUAUUUAUCAUUGAACAAGAAGGAGAUGGCCUCUUCAACCGAGCACUAUUAAUGAAUGUUGGUUAUAUAGAGGCAUUGAAGAGGAGAGAUUUCGACUGCUUCAUACUUCAUGACAUCGAUUUAUUACCAGAAAAUGAUAAGAAUCUGUACACUUGCCCUAUCCAACCGAGGCAUAUGAGUGUCGCAAUUGAUUGCUUCAAGUAUAAGUUACCUUAUAAAGAAAUGUUCGGUGGUGUUUCUGCCAUUUCCACUAAACAUUUCAGAAUGAUUAAUGGCUUUUCUAACUCUUUUUGGGGAUGGGGUGGAGAAGAUGACGAUAUGUCUAAUAGAAUACGACAUCACAAAUUAUUUAUAUCGAGGUAUCCACCGACUAUAGCUAGGUAUAUUAUGCUGUCUCAUAGAAAAGAAAAGCCCAGCCCAAAUAGAUAUGAUGUGCUCAAAUUAGGCCAACAAAAAUAUGAUAAAGAUGGUCUGAACACUCUCAAAUACUCUGUGGUGAAAAGUAAGGAUUUAUUACUUUACACUUGGAUUCUUGUAAAAGUAGACGUGCCAAGUUGAUGUACCAAAAUUUAAAUCCAAAUCUGCCAAAUAAUCGAGAUUAUUCAAACUUUGUGGAUAGCACAAAAUACUUAAGUUCUUUAGUAUUUUGAAAACUUGCGUAGUUACUUAGCAUUUAUACCAUGAAAUAGCCUGCUUAAAUGAUGCGCACUUCCUCUCAAAUCUUGAGGGUAGCUAAAAUGUAUGGAUACAUUGAAACUUUUAUAUUGUAGGUCUCAAAUUUCAAAAUUGAAUUCAAAUGCUGUAGAGUUUUGAGUAUAUAUAUAGUUAUCAAAAAGGUGCAGCUUACUCAAUUUUUUAUAUCUGCAUUUUAAGAUUAUCAAAUAAAACCAUAUUCGACCAUAACGUUCAAUAAUUAAAUGAAUUAAAGAUCAAAGGCCUAAAAUUUAAGUUUUCAUUGCAGUAUUCAUAUAGAUGUUGUCUGUGAUAUUUGCACAAGUAUGAGCAGUUUUAUUAGUAGACAAUAAGGAUUGUAUUCUCAUGGAACAAUUAAGAACCUUAGAGGCAUGAAUGUAAAUUACUGUGUUGGUAAUUUAAUCUUAAUUAAAUUUUGUUUUUAGAAACAAACAACUUUUUCCUAUUUUUUUUUUUUAUGCAUUCCACUAAUUUUAUUUUAGUGUAAUGAAAAAUCUUCUUUUUGAUAUGAUUUUUCCAUAUCAUUGAAUGAAUCUGUGAAUAUAUUGAAAAAUGUCGCACAAAAUUUGUUUAGAUUUUUUUUAAAUUGUUGUAUCCGAUGUAAAUAAAUGAAAGAAUAUAUUACUGAAAAUUUA